Molecule: messenger RNA, 8286 nt
Organism: Schistosoma haematobium
Lineage: Eukaryota; Metazoa; Platyhelminthes; Trematoda; Strigeidida; Schistosomatidae
Exons: 4
Coding region: 1944-3140 (398 amino acids)
Biological process (GO): dolichyl monophosphate biosynthetic process
Cellular component (GO): endoplasmic reticulum membrane
Molecular function (GO): dolichol kinase activity
Source: RefSeq, a predicted model, not a curated record
CUCAUGAGAGCGCCUUCGCAUUUGAAAAGCGCUGAUUUGGGUUAUAAGCGUUACUCAGGUUGUAUGUUAGUCAGGUUGCUGAACGGUAGUGAUGCGAGGUGGUAUUAUCAAACUUCAAAUCAUUUAGGUUUCCCUGUGUAAUAACUUUUAGAUGUACCUAUAAACUCGAAGCACGACACCUAACUGGUGUUCGCCAGGGCUACCCACUAUCCCCAUUCUCACCUACUUUAGCCAUUAAUGCGAUCUUUGUUGUAAUAACAUUUCCAACCACCUUUUCAGAAGUUCAAUAUCCUACCAUAUGAUUCACUUGACUUAGAACACAAGGAUCACAUAGUUCUGCUUGGUGAAGACACUGACAAAGUGCAAGGUCUUCUAAUCACUCUGAGCAAUAACGCAAGAUCAUUUAAAAUGUGUUUUGUCUCUUAAAUACAAAAUGUUGCUUUAGGACUGGUCUAAACCAACACCUAAACUGAUGAUAGGUUGUGAAGUAGUUUAGUUCAUUGAUCACUUCAUUUAUCUAAGUGGUCUAGUCAGCUAUGAUGUGUUUGUGUCUGGUGAUGUGGCGUUUCGAAUCCGGAAAGUUCGGUUGACUUUUGGUAAAUUGUGUCACUUGUGGUGUAUGUGGAGUGUCCAUCUACCGACUCAAGGACAAGUAUAGUGGACAGUAACUCGUCCUAUCGUACUUUAUUGUUGUGAAGGAUAGUCUAUGAAAGUAGAUGUGAGUAGGCCGAAUGGUUUUUGAUCAUGGGAGCUUUGAAGCAUUGCUUGCGUUUCUUCGAACGACCGAGUUAACAAUGUUGUUUGACAAAUGUGUCAAAUUGGUCGGUGAGUCUAUAAAUCUUCACUGACUAAGGUAGUUAGGACAUAUGUUACGUAGGCCCAACCACUGCCUGCCUCAAAGAGUAAUGCUUGCUGGUGCAGUAUUAGGUUGGAAGAAAGAUAGGAGUGACCAAACAAGGACGUGGCAUCAGCCUAUGGAGUCAGACUGUCGUCUGAACUAUGUAGGCAGAUGCAAACUACUUGUUUGAGUCCACAUGAUAACCGCCACCAGCGAUUGGAGACUUUAAAUGACAGCUCAGAAUAAUUCACAACAACGAGGCAAAAUAUCUCCCUAAGAAAACCACCUGCUUGUGUUUGGGCGCCUGGGUAUUAUUCCAGCCCUCAUAUAAAUCAAAUUAUUUUUGUGGCGCACAUAUAUUUGGUGCCUCCUUGUGCCAAUAUGUGUUUAAAUAAAUGGAUAAAAUGCAUUUAGUCCCUAGCUGCCUCUUGGUUUCAGACUUCAGUACUCGGCUUUGAGGCAUAUUAUGUGAGCCUAGGGAUGACGCCCCGCUACCCAAAGACGGACCAGGGUUCGAAUCUGUAAUCUAGUGGUUUCUAAGACAGUGGUUUUAAUCAGCAGGGCACUGUUGCACAUUUAACAUCUUAGUACUACUUGUAUGAGGUUUAGCAUUGGGAUGUUAUCAGUAGACUCAAGCUUUUAGAUAAUUUUGCAUCCAGAGACUACGACUAAUUCACAAAAUACAGUGUUUAUAAACAAUAUGUUUUCGGUAUCUCAUAAAUGGUUUCGCUUUCCGCUUUUAUAGGAGUUUGUAGAUAGUAGGAAUAUGCGUUUAUGCUCGGUCUUACAAUCAGUUACCCAUCUCAAAUUACUCAUACUGGAGCUUAGAUUUAAUCUUUCAUCAAUCCACCCGGGUCUAGUAAAUUUGAAGACCAGUGUGUCAAAUUAUUACACAGGGAUUCGAAAAAGUUUUUGACUAAACAAACCAUGCACAAAGUGUAACCUUUUAGAGCUGUUAUUAAAAUUAUCAAUGAAAUUAACUGGUUGAUGUAUUUGUUGAAACCUCUAAGAUAAAGUAUUUUAUCGUGUUCUUCACCGCAGAAAUGAAAUCUGGCUCCAAAAUACAAUAAUUUACACCUCUAGAUACGUACAACGUUUAUUUACCAUGUUGACUUAUCAUCGUCUGUUAAAAACUUCAAGAAAAGAUGCUAGUUCCGGAUUAUGGUUGGGACUUAUCGUCCCUGCUUUAUUACUUAAAACAGAUAAUAAAGCACUCGCUUAUGAAUUUUUUCUAUCUUUAAUUACUGUACUCUUCUUAACGAAGAAUAGUCAUUUUAAACAUGCUGUCAUUCCUAUAUGUAUAUGGCUGAAUUGUCAACAUUUUCACCAUGUUAGUACGGUGAUUCGCCCUUUAUUUACAGUUAUGUUUGUUUUAUUUUUUUCUUACAAAUUACUAAGUCUAUUCCCUUUUUCGUUUACGUUUGGUGAAACUAUGCUACUUGCUCAACUUUCUGCAGUAUUUCUUCUUACUGAAUGUAAUUUUGUAGUACCAUUUUUAAUACUCUUUCUAAUUGAACGAUAUUCUAUUAGAUUCUCAGUGAAAAUGGCUUUUUUUGUGUUAAUAACACUUACUAUUUUGACUGGAUGCUUUUGGAUUUACGCUUGUCGUGUAAAGAUAGCUACUAGUUUCAUUAUAAAUCAAAUUGAAUGCUUUAUUGUGUCAACUAAUUUCAUUUUAUUGAUAUUUUGGCUAUGCUUAUUUAUGCUAUGUGUUUAUAUUACUAUUGUUUAUCGUUGUUCUGAUCAUAACAUUUAUCGGAUCAUGAAUAGUAGUACAGUUAAACCAGAAUUUUGUGAUAGUUCAAUUGUAUUAUCCGAUGAAUUGAGCCUAUCUGACCAAAGUGAAUAUUAUGAAUUAUUUAGCGAAAAUGAAUUAAUUAGAAAUAGUCGUACAACGUGUGAUUUAUUAUAUGAUGACAAAGAAGAAACGUUUCAACUUCGUAAACUAUUUCAUUUUGCUGCUGGUAUUGUAUAUUCAUCUGGCUUGCUCUAUUCACCAUAUCUUCUUUCAUUGAUGUCUGUCGCAUUACUUAUUGUAUUUUGGUGUUUUGAAUGGAUCCGAAGGCGAGGGCCAUCUACUCUUUCCUCCUACCUUAGUACUUUGGUUAAUCCAUUUCGUGAUAAACGAGAUUCUGGUGACAUUCUAUUCACACCUAUUGCUCUUUUACUCGGUUUAAGUAUUCCUGUUUGGUGGCCACAAAAUAGAAAUACUAAUGGGAGUAUAAUUAGUAUUGAUCACAAUUCAUUAACAUUCAUGGGCUUGUGGUUAAAAAACCAUCCUAAUUGUGAAGUGUCGAUUUAGUUUGCAAAUUUUAUAGAUUUUCUUAUGACAGAGAUAAUCUGUUCAUCAGUGACUAGCUCCAUAUAGAUUCCAGAAUUUCUACUGACAAGUGAUUGCUGUUGGAGUUGAACCAUGUCACUAAUACGAUUAGAGGCUGACGUUACCCAUAGUUUUCCAUGUACCCGAAGUGUAUCGUAUCUAACACUCAGUCGUCUUUCCUUUCCUUUAAUGAGUAAGUUCUGAAUUUCGAAGCAUAUUUUUUAUUAGAGAUUUCAUUUCAAAUACUAACGUCUACUGUACUUGUAUCUUUUAUCUGGCAUUUUGGUUUGGGUUUCAUUGGAGAAUAAGUUCAGGAGAAUUGGAUGAUCGUUACGUCGCUAUAUAAUGCGAAUUGACUGAAUUCAUGGGUGUAAAUUAUCGAAUUAUAAACUAACGGUUUCGAAAGUUAUCAUGUUCGUACAGAAAGAAAACUAACAGUCCUGAGCACAAUUUCGUGUCCGGUGGUCAUAACUAAUGCUCUACUUCGUCCAAACUAGUUAAUAUAUAUACAAUUAGUAAAGCAAUAAUUUGACAAGAUCUAUACACGAUGACCACUUUUUCAGUUGCUAUGCUAAUUACUAGUAAAUAUACAGUUGAAUUGUGAAGAUUAUAUAUUAGUAUGUUCAUCAGUGACUAACUCCAUAUGGAUUUCAAAACCUCUGUCCGAUUAUAAUCAUCAUAUGCUCACUAGUGACUGUCUCUAAGAAUUAUUUCCUAGAGUUCUGAUGAGAAGCCGUGGCUAGUGGAGUUCAACCGUAUCUGUUGUGAGAUAGUAACUCACUGAAGACAAUGGUUUGCGGUGGCGCAACUUCGUGGAUUGGUUGAAGUUAAACAAUAACACCGUUGGAUGCCGGCCCAGUGGUCUAGUUGUUUAAGCGCCUGGCGCGAGACUGAUAGGUUCUGGGUUCGAAUCUCGCGAGGUGUGGGAUCGUGGAUGCGCACUGCUUAGGAGUCCAAUACUAAGACAAAACAGCCGUUCAGUGCUUCCAGGUUUUCCAUAGUGGUCUAGCUUCGAUUGACUCAUGAUUUCAACCAGUGAAAUAUUUUAAUGUUUGAACUUUAUAGCAUGAAUUAAGACAAGCGAAAUGACUUUCAACUAUCAAGUAUCAGUGAAAAACUGUGCACAUUGGCACUCGUACUAUUGAUAAAAUGACAUUAACACUGAUGAGUGAGCAACUAUGUAUGAGUUUCUUUAGUUGUUAGUGUGUAGUUAAAAAAUUUUUUUCUGGCAACCUGACUUAGAGCUUAGUAACUGUGUUUAUGAAACCAUUCAGUUAAAUAGUUUGAUCAAUUCUGUUUUUUUUUAAAAUUAAGUGUUAUUAAUAUUCAAAUAUCUAUUAUUAUACGCAUAAGCUUAAGUCAAUACAUAGAUUUCGUAAAGAAGUUUUUUAAUAUUUAUAACCAGGCAACUUAUGUUACCAAUUGGAUGUGAAGCCGUCAUCGUGGUCAGGAGUUCUAUCAAUAGCUAUAGGCGAUAGUUUUGCUGCAUUGAUUGGACGAGCUUAUGGAAGGCGUCGUUGGCCUGGAUCACAUCGAACAUAUCUAGGAUCUUUCGCUUCAUUCUUUUCUCAAGUAUGUAUGUAUGUUUGUGUAUAUAGUAGUAAUAUAGGCAUGCAUUGAUUUAAUGUUAAGAAAAUUUUGUUGAAUGAUCCACUGGAUUGUCGUUAUUCUUAUCUCCUCACUAGGAAGUUCAAUCACUAACUCAUUAUUGACACUGAAUUAUUUUCGUAAUAAUCUAAGGAUUUCUCUACUGUGAUUUGUCAAGAAAUCCUUCCAUGUGCCAUUGGUACGACUGGAAAAAGUGAGAGCCAAUGCUUCCUAUAAAAAUGUUUCAAUGUAGAUUUGUCAUUUUAAGUCUCCUGAAACCGGGCCCCAAACUAUAUUUCGAGGCUUUCAGUGUUCGGACCCUUUAGUAUAGUAGCACAUUAAGUCAUGGAUUGGGCGAGUGCCUGCUGGCGUGUAUACCCGUAUAUUAACGUGGGUUACUGGUCAAAGGCUCCGUCCUAAUAAUCCGGCCACAGCCUAGUCCGGUCUAGAUGGCUUGAUCGGCAUGCUGUGGUGCGUUGUGCUCGAGUCGUGGCUUAAUGAAUGUAGUCUUUGCCUGAAAAGCUUUGUCCGCCUAUUUCUCACACCGAGGGUAUUUCCUACAGUAAAGCUCUUGAAACCCAAUUCUCUUAAAGUGGCUGGAUAGCCCCAAUUUAGCGGACCUGGAGCUUAUUGGUUAUGGUGCGCUCAACUUUCAGCCACUAACUCCUCGGUUCAAACCCCACUCGACUUACUUUGGUUUAGGCGACUAGGUUGUAUUAUCAUAACCCGUCAUUCUUAGGAUAUGACUUAUAUCCGCCUGUAGCUCUUCUAGAGUUACUACCGUUCUCAAGCCCGGGUAAAGAAGGAGGGUUGGGCACGGGGUCGGUAACCCCAUCCCAUAGUAAAAACACUAGCCAGAUUAAACAAAUUAAAUCAUUUGUCGAAUGAUUUAAUUAAAUUCUCAAGAAUUCACAACAUCAUCGAAAUAUUCAGGUUUCUCUUGUUGAAUGUAUACGUGAUACAAGUAUUGUUUGCAUUACUAGUAAAUUACUAUACUAACCGAAGUCGGAAUUUUGAUUUUACUUUCUCUGUGCAAGAAAUCUGCGUUUAAUCGAAGUCGUCAAGAUCAACGGACUUGUUGAAUGUCUAGAAACUUCAUAACUUUCAGUCGUAGAAAAUACAUUUAGUAUUUCUUGUAAUCAAAACUAUGAUAGUGUCAUUUAGAAUUAGUACUUCCCACUAAUCUAUUCCAGCUCUCCACGUAGUAAGUAAUCGAUAACUAUCAGCGGAGAUGGAAAGUGGCUAGCAGUCAAAUUUGCAACACGAGUUUCGUCCCAUUUGGCACUCGUUAGCUAGGUAGAUCUGCAUUCUGUAGUUGAUUUUCACUUUGGGACUCACGCUCAGCACUGUUCACAUCAAACGCCAUCGAGUUUUCUACUUAGCUACUAAGUCCAGGUAGCCACUGGGGUUAGGUUGUGCAAUAAGGUGAAGUUCAACUCAUUUCUUUUGGUUGUUUGAAUUUUCCCAUUGAUGUGAAGGAAUGCAACUGUUCAACUCUUGAGUGCAGGUACAUCCAACUGACGAGUCCUAAAUAAGGCAAAUGGGCAUCCUGAAUAUCACUGCUAAUUAUCAUCUGUCUGUGCUUAUAGUGAUUGUGACUUAAUGGUAAUAUCAAGGUAAUGCGUGUAGGAUGUACAUUUGCCUAUAAGAGACUGAUUAAUUUCAGUCCUAAACAUCAAUGAGAAGAUCCAAACAACCAAUACAAAUGAGUUCAACUGAUUUAGUUUAUAAAAUAAUAUUGAGUUCGUAUUUGAAUUAUUCUGUCAUUAAAAUAAUGUCAUCAGAUUGUUCACAAAUAUUUCUAACGCACUGGAAACUUAUCUAAUUAUUUGUAAUAAUUUAGUUUGAAAUGUUAAAUCAUUGUUUCCUGCUAUCAGUUUGUUACCUUGAAGAGACUAAAUUUCUAAAUAUCCGUCAUUUGAUGAUGAGGAGAUGAGAUUUGUUUUGACAAUGUCAUCUCGUUGUGCUAAAUUGGCUUAUGGUAACUUGAACCAACGUACAUAUGUUCUGUGUUCUGCAUUGCGUUUAACUUACUGAAUAAUCGAUAGGAUUAGGAAAUUUGUGCUUGGCUCUCUUCUCACUUACAACCAAAUUAUUAGAUAUAAUUAUGCGGAAAAAAGUGAUGUUUUACUAACUUAGUGUAUAAAGUUGGGUAAAAUAAAAAAAAAUUUCAUUCCAGAACAACAAUCUUUUACAAUUGACAUCAGGUAAUAGACAGUUUCAUUCGUCUCAUCAAGUGAUUUUACUGUUACGAAAUUCAUAAUUCAAAUCUUCCCAGUUAUAUAUGCUGUAAGCUGUUUUAGAGUUAAUCCAAUGAGUUGUGUCAAUGUGUUGCUAUAGGAUAUGUUUUUAAUUUUUUAUUUGAACAUAUAAAUAUUGGUACAAGAGGAUGUAGAACUAUGGUCUACUAUGAUAUUAGUACUGCUCUAAUAAUAGACCUAAUCCUAAAAUUGUAGAUUUGUCAUGAUAUAACUGCCUAAUCUAUAAGAUCUUACGUGGAAGUCACAUCAUCGACUACACCAACUCACUGUAUCGUAUCAAUUACCAAUACAUGAUGUAGAACAAGGUUAGGCUAGAGAAGGAACAAUAUAUUUAAUAUGAAUAGAAGAUAUAAGGUAAUAUUCAGAUGGACCACGCCUGCAUGGCCGAGCCAUGCCACUCGAUCAACUCCAGUCCAUUCCAUUCAUUGUUCCCUCCUUUUCCAUCGUUAGGUAUUUCUCCGCGUUAAAUAUUGAAUACCUAUUUUCCGAGUAAUCUCGUAUUCAGCUUUGAGGAUUGUGUGGUUAUGAUCCAAUGCCACUACAAAUUUCAUCAUAUUUGUGUAUGGACUGUGAUACUGCCCGGGUGCCCAGAUCGAAGCAGGUGGUUUUCCUAGAAGGCCACUCCCCAAGCCUUUGACCUAGAAGUCUAACCCACAAGGCAAUCGAGCAUCGUGAGGAGAUGUAGUCCCAUGGUAGCCGGUGACCAACGAUUGGUUUAUACGCCAUUUGUUCCCUCAGGAUCCUGGAGCCCAUGUGCACCAUUGGUUUGUGAUCCGGUUAAAGCGCCGGACAUUCUCUUUUCGUCCUCUCAUUUUCGUAAACAACACCCCCUCCACGAGAAGGUAGUGAGUAGGACUUCCCUGUCAGAGGCUGUAUACGCGUAUCCAUUUGAAAGCAUUUCAAGAGGGUGGACGUGCCCUCCCCACUCUCGGCCAUACCAGGGUAUUUAGGGGCAUUGGAAUUGGUGAUACUAACAAUGAAGUACAAAACCUUCUUAACAACUCCUUCUAGUCUUUAUAUCAAGUACAUGUUAACAAGUGAAUUAUAUAAUCAAAUUGUUCAAAUGAUUCAUUUCUUGAAUACAUCAUCCUUUUUUUUUUUUUUUAUAUUGUUACAUCAUUUAGAUGAUUGCAUGGACAAUAAUAUCAUAUUAUUAUUCAUGGUAUUGGUUAACCGGUAUUAUUCCUUUAUUCAUUGGUGUACUUAUUGAAGCAUAUAUUGAUCAAAUUGAUAAUUUAGUUAUACCAUUGGUUGUUAUGCUUAUUUUUCAUAGUUUAUAA